Molecule: messenger RNA, 1698 nt
Organism: Capsicum annuum
Lineage: Eukaryota; Viridiplantae; Streptophyta; Magnoliopsida; Solanales; Solanaceae
Product: nodulation protein H
Exons: 6
Coding region: 395-1429 (344 amino acids)
Molecular function (GO): sulfotransferase activity
Source: RefSeq, a predicted model, not a curated record
GCCAAUAAAAACGACGUCGUAGCAGACCCCAUUUCUGUUUUUUCUUCAUUCGGAUUCGGAUUCGGAUUCGGAUCAUACCAGUAACAGACAUGGGACUCCAUAUGAUUUGCAGAGAAAAGCAAAAGAAGGAAAGUGAUUAUUACUAAACAACAAUCUCAUCAUAGUGUUCAUCACGAGAAAAAGCUCAUCCCACCUAUAUUAGUUUUUCUUUAUCUCACUUUUAUACAAAAUAGUAGUAAUUAUGUGUGUGUGUGUUCAUGUAUUGUGAAGAAGAAGAUCAGUUGGAGGAAUGAGAAUGAUUAAAGGUCGAACGAGAAAAAGGGGUUCUUUUUUUUUUUUGAAUCUGGGUGUUCCCAAAUGCCUUUUCUUCUUCUUCCUUUUUGAGCAUUAAGCUAUGCCUGACCAUUUCUGUUUCUUCACCAAGGAUACUUUCAUCAUAAAGCCACCAAAGAAGUCUCCACUGCUGCUAAGAGUGGUGGUCUUACUUUUUGCAAUGAUAUGUGGAAUAUAUAUAUGUUUGAUUUGUAUGAAACAAAUUGGUUCACAUUCCAGUGGAUUGCUCGCGACUGUUCAUGUCAUUGAAAGACCAUGUGAGACGACUAAUGUUGAAACUUCAGAAAAACCUUACGUGCAUUUCCCCAAGCCAAAAACUUUUAGCCGGGCUGAGUGUGCUUGCAAUCCUGUAAGGUUUUUUGCAAUUUUGUCCACUCAGAGGUCUGGCAGUGGAUGGUUUGAAACAUUGUUGAACAGCCAUAUGAAUAUAAGCUCUAACGGGGAGAUUUUUUCUGAUAAAGUCCGGAAAAGUAAUGCAUCAACAAUUUUGGAAACAUUGGACCAACUCUAUGACCUAGACUUUUUGACCAGCGCUUCCAAGAAUGAAUGUACAGCUGCAGUUGGUCUGAAAUGGAUGCUCAAUCAGGGUCUAUUGCAGCAUCAUGAGGAAUUUGUUGAGUACUUCAAACGAAGAGGAGUUUCUGCAAUUUUUCUCUUUAGAAGAAAUCUUUUGCGCAGAAUGGUUUCAAUGCUAGCAAAUUCCUAUGAUCAGAAUGCUAAGCUGUUAAACGGAACCCACAAGUCUCAUGUGCAUUCUCCCAAGGAGGCUGAGAUUCUUGCAAGUUACAAGCCUAAAAUAAACACAGCCACGCUGAUCGAUAACCUAAAGCAAAUACAAGGCAUGGCUGCCAAUGCUUUGGAGUACUUCAAAAGCACUCGACACAUGAUCUUGUUCUAUGAGGACGUAAUAAAAAAUCAAUCUAUGCUGAAUGAUGUGCAAGAUUUCCUGAAUGUUCCAAGAAUGGACCUCCAUAGUCGUCAAGUGAAGAUACACAAGGGGCCACUGUCUUCGCAAGUUGAAAAUUGGAGUGAUGUUGAAAAGGCACUCAAGGGAACACCUUAUGAAAGCUUCCUACACGCAGAUUACAAAAUAUAAAUGAUGCAGUCCUUGUGUAUAUGUAGCUUGUGUUUUUUUAACUCUUCUUUCAUUAUUUAUGUCUAAGCAGAGGCUAGCGGGGAACUUAAGGUUACAAUUUGGCUGCCGCAGGUUAUCUUCUAGCUCCCCUCGUUUCAGGUAAUCGAUUUUGCCUAUGUUUUUGACUCGUCACAUUAAAUAGAUUUUGUACCUACUGAGAAUGAAAGUAUCAAUUUUGACCUCAAAGUGAUUCUUCUCCGUCUAUUUGGAACUGUAUGAUUUUUAAUCCA